UUCCAGGAAGCGUCGGAUAAUUUCACUUUGACAGCCUGGAAGUUGAGAGAUGAUGGCAGAGAGCCAACAACACAUGGUACUUUUAGUUUAGAGCGCAUUUCGCAAGACUGAGAGACAAAUAUCGAGCUAAACUACAAACUGUAACGGGUCAGUCCUGUUGUUCGUCAUUCUUUUAAGUUAGCAGGCAUUGGUCGAGCAGCGCUAAAGGACGAGCGCUCGGGCUAACUGAGCUUCACACCCGUGUCACUGCCUUUGAGUCAGAGAGAGCCGUUUUGUUUUCUCUAUCGCCACACUUCACUAUGUGUUUAUCCAAUCACAGCGGCGGUGUGUUGUGUAAAGGUCGUUAAAACGAAAGGAUAUAUUAAUUCUUUUUUGCGCAGCAAGGACAGUUUCUCUUCUGAGAGAAGGACUUUUGCUUGGACUGGGAAAAGUGAGGCGUAAACUUUACUCAUACUGAAAUGAUCAUAGACUGCGGCUGAUCGAGAACAGAGCACUGGAGGCCUCAUGCCAAUGAUUUCAAAUGACUGGAAUGAGCGCUAACUGUGAAGUUCAUUGCCCGCAAGGAUUAACUUUAAUUGAAUAGUCCCAGUGCAUGCUUCCCUUCCUAUAAUGUUGGAGGGACUUGUUGCCUGGGUGCUCAACACAUACCUGGGCAAAUAUGUGAGCAACCUAAACACAGACCAGCUCUCCAUUGCUCUUCUUAAAGGGGCAGUAGAGUUGGAGAACCUUCCACUAAGAAAAGAUGCACUCAGAGAAUUUGAUCUGCCCUUUGAGGUCAAAGCAGGCGUCAUUGGGAAGAUCACCCUUCAGAUUCCAUUUUACCGGCCACACAGCGACCCAUGGGUCAUUUGCAUGUCCCAGCUAAACCUGAUUAUCGGCCCAGCCCCACCACAGGAAUAUGAUGAGGUGCGAGAAAGGGAAGCUGAGAGAGAGCAGAAGAAACAGCUGCUCAAGGCACUUGAGGACAAAUGGAAGAGUGAAAGUGAGCAGAAGGGAGAAUCUUACUGGUAUUCUGUCACAGCCUCUGUUGUCACUAGAAUUGUUGAGAAUAUUGAGCUGAAAAUUCAAGGUGUCCAUUUGCGAUUUGAAGAUGAUUUUUCCAACCCUGAAAAACCCUGUGCCUUUGGCGUUUGUAUCAAGAAUGUAUCUGCACAGAACUGCUCUGAAGAACCAGCUCAGAAGCUUAUUCGGCAAAAGGAGCUGGAAAUCAAUGAAUUUAGUGUCUACUGGGACACAGAGUGCACCAUGCUUGGAGAUCUUCCCUCAGCAGAAGUACAGGAGUUGAUGAGUAUAUGUAUGCAGAGCCGUGAGCAUCAGUACAUAUUUGAGCCAGUGUGUGCCUCUGUGUUAGUGAGGAGGAAUGCAUCCAUGGAGCCAUUAAGAUCUCGUCAGACACCUCGCAUUGAGGGCCAAGUGCAGCUGGAACCCCUCUCACUUCGCCUGUCACAGGUUCAGUAUCAGCAGAUCAUGGCAUUCCUUAAAGAGCUGGUCCGGCAAGAAAGGGAGAUGCUUUAUCGAAAAUGGAGACCUAAACUUCCCAUCUUUGGAAAUUCUCGGCAGUGGUGGAUGUUUGCCAUUAAUGCCAACCUGAAUGAGCUCAGGGAGCAGCGCCGACGGGGAUGCUGGGAUUUUGCUCUGCACAGGGCGCGUGAUGCCAUACUCUAUACUAGCUUGUAUGUCCAGAAGCUUAAGGGAGUUAUUUUGAUUCCACAGGAGGAGAGUGAUAUGGAAAGGAUCGAGGAUGAACAGACAGUGGAGGAGCUGCAGAUUCUCAGGGAAACUGUUUAUGUCUCUUUACGCAAGCAGGAGGAAAUUGCAGAGAGUCUGCAAGAGUCCAUGAACGAGACAACGGCUUCCUCUACCUCCAUCUCCAUCCCUAAAAGUGGGAGUUCUGGGAUGAUCCAGUACCUGCAGUCUUGGUUCCCAGGUUGGGGUGGCUGGUAUGGGGGUGCUGAAAGAGGGCCAGAUGGACAGCCAGUUUCAGAUGAUAUUUUACCAGGCACUGAACAGUGGAAAAUUCUUGCUGAGACUGAUGAUCUCUUUGAUCCUUUGGAGGAUUCACAAACACUGAAUACCUUUACAAGAAGGGAUCAUCUCUUUGCACGACUGGACUUUUUCCUCGAGAAAGCAGCUGUCACUCUUUACCAUCAAGACAAAAAGAAACCUCUUUUGAGUGAGAGUGGUGUUAUUCAGCUGGAGUUUUCAGGUGUGAACAUUUGUGUUGAGUCUCUUCCUCGCUCUGAGUCCUCUUUACUCACUCUGAAACUUGGUGGGCUUUUUCUCCGUGACCUCACUACCCAAGGCUCCAUCUUUCCUGUCCUUGUCUCACCAAAACCGGAUAAAGUCGUUGUUGCUAUCAGUCAACCUUGUGGCCAAACUAACAGCACAGAAACGAGCAGUCUUGCCUCUGAUGUGGAGUCAUCAGCACCUCCUGUCUUUGAGAUGAUUUAUGAACGUAAUCCAAUAAGGAGCAAAUUUGAGAGGAGACUGGAGGUCAAUACCAGCCCUCUUAAUAUCAUUUAUAACCCUCAGGCUAUCAAGAAAGUGGCUGAGUUUUUCUACAAAGGAAGGGUUCACACCUCAGGAUUUGGAUAUCAAUCUGAAUUAGAGCUGAGGGUGGCUGAAGCAGCCAGGAGGCAAUACAACAAGCUGAAAAUGCAGACAAAGGCAGAAAUCAGACAAACCAUUGAUCAGCUGCUAGUUGGAGAGUUCAUUGAGAACAGUAAGCACUGGACUAUGAAAUUGGAUAUAUGUGCUCCUCAAGUCAUAUUUCCAGAUGAUUUUCAGUCUGAAGAACCAAUGCUAGUGGUGGUCGAUCUUGGGCGUAUUCUUCUUACUAAUUCCCAAGAGGAUCAUAAAACAAAUCCUAAGACUUCUCAGAUGGAAGGAGAGAGUGAUGAAGAGUUUCAGACACCACUAGCAACACCUCCUGGGUCUCCACCACCAGAACAAGAGGUAGAUAUCAAAGGUCUGGAAAGGUCCCGUGAUAUUACCAGCCUUAACUCACCAGAAGGUGCCCAAAUUGUCAGCAGGAACCUAUAUGAAAAGUACUCGCUUUCUUUCAGUGACCUCCAGAUCAUGGUUGGUCACUAUAAAGACAACUGGAAACAUCUCCAGGAGAGUGAAGUGGGCCCUACUCAUGUGGUUGAAAAAUUCAAUGUGCUACUACAGCUUGAGCAGAGACUACGAUACACGUCAGACCCUCGGUUUCCAGGGGCUGUACUCUCAGGAACCCUACCAGACCUUAAAGUGCACAUCAACCUGGAGAAAAUGGCUGCCCUAACAAGCUGUUUGGCUAGACUGGGUAGCUCAGGGGCAGAUGGAGUUAAUGGUGACAAGAAGGGAGAGAAUCUCAGAUCUCCUGACCCUCUGACGCUUCGUCACGAGAAGGUCUUUCAAAGGGAAGAUAGUGAGUGGAAGCUCCAGGGUUCUGAUAAAAGUCUUACCAAGAGUGUGAUGACACUUGAGCAACAUACUCGAGAGGUGCUUGUGGAAUCCAGACUUCUUCUUGUAGAGUUUAAUAUCAAUUACAUGCAGCUUGGCAUUGAAAGUGGAGGCCGGUAUAUUUCGGUUCUAAAAGUGUUUGGAACAAAUGCGCAUUUCGUAAAGCGGCCUUAUGAUGCUAUGGUUUCCCUCACAGUCCACGGACUUUACCUUGUGGACACAUUGCAGACAUAUGGCUCUGAUUUUGAUUUGCUUGUUGCAUCUCAUAAACACCUAAGUUUUGAUGUACCUACCGGGAGUCUUCGAGAAAGCCAGCCCACAUCACCUGUUUCCUCAGAUGUUAAAUCUCCAGAAAUGCCAGGUCUAAAUAGGAACUCCUCAGAUCUUGCCUUUGACAAAGCGUCUCCACGGGGCUCUCCCCUGAGAGACCAUGAGGCUCUCAUUAAAUUGGAAUACCAGUUUGUUAGCUCAGACUGCCCCUCCAUGAACUUGGACAGCUCUCUAAAGGUCACCUCCAUGCAGGUCAACAACCUUGAUAUCAUUCUUAACCCUGAAACCAUAGUAGAGCUUCUAAAAUUCCUCCAGCAGUCUUUUCCCAAAGAAGAAAACACUCCAACAGAACAGCUAGCACCACUGCCUAAUGGAGAAGACCAUGAGGACACCUAUCAGUCCACUUAUGACCAGAAUAAGGAGUUAAUUGUAGAAAUACACAGGUUAAACUUGCUGCUUUUGCGAACUGUUUCCACUGGAACUGUUUUGGGAGGUGAGAAGAAAGGCAUUAAAAUUGCUACAGCCAGUAUAAAUGGGACAAAAGUCAACAUGUCCAUGGGAAGUCGACUGGAUAUCAAUGGCUCUCUAGGAUGUAUCCAGCUUGUAGACUUGACUCAGGAAGGUGGCAGAAGUCAGUUUGUGGUCAGUAUUGGAAGUGUGGAAGACAGUUCCUCCACAGAUGGUGUGGCAUUCAUUCCUAGCACUGCCAUGUCUCCCUCUGAUGCUUUGAGUUUUCACUUUUUAGAAAAGUCUCAGGGAGAAUGCUCUCUUCAACUUCAAAUGGCAUCUUUGCACUAUAACCACUCUGCAAAGUUCCUGAAAGAACUCAGUUUAUCGGCAAAUGAGGUAGAGGACAACUUCCGUUCUAUGCUGAAGAAUGCCGCUACAAAAGUCUCUACUGUAUUGGCCACAAAAACAGCAGAGUACAGUGGUAUGGUGUCUCUCUUUGAAACCCCGUGUAAAAGAUCCAGGAGGCAAAGUCAAUGUAACUGGAUGAUUGACCCUUUCGAGGAUGAGGAUUUCUCCGUUCCUGAAAUGGAACCAGGCUUGGAUUCCUUUCUGGUCAAACUGACUCUUGACAUCAGUAUAGAAUCCCCUGUUGUGUCUAUUCCUAGAAAGCCUUGUCACCCUGAGCUCCUUGUUGGACACUUGGGUAGUAUAAGAAUUCAAAACUUUAUUGCAGGCCAGGACUCAGAAGGGGAGAAACUGCAGGUUAAGGUAAAGGAUAUAAGACUGUAUUCAGUCAAUACAAGUAACCUGGUGUUGAGGAAAGGAGCACGACUUACCAGCAGCUCCACGUCUGGUCCAUCACCUUCUCAUACCGGCAGCCUUAAUGUGAAUGAGCCACAAUUUACACGCCAUGACUUCUUUGACUACCUGAGCCGAGGAAAAGCUUUUCACAUUCUAAAAGAUACCACUAUCCAACUGACUGUCGAGAAAGUUCCUGUUGAUGAAAUCUCGCAGUUUAACUUUUUGUCCUGUGAAGUGCCUUACCAGAGCACUGGGCUAAUGAGAGUGGAAGGCAGAUUUGUUAAUGCUGUCCAGGUAUGUCUCUGCAAGCGUGUGUAUGAGCAGGUUCUUCAGACUCUUGAUAAUCUCUCUUUUAUCGAAGAUGAUCGAGUAACGCCCAGUCAGCCUCCUACACCACCACCCCCUACACCCUCUUCUACAAAACCACAACGCUUCCCCGAUCCACAGGGUGGGCUUUUUGCCCGGGACCCUCCUCAUGUUGGCAUCUCUUACUCCUCAUUGUCAUCUUCCCUUUCAGCAACACUUCCAUUGCAGAAUGACAGCUCCACUCUCCAGCCUCCCUCUUUCACCCAGGUGAGGGUCACAUUUAGGGUCUCUGAGCUGCAAGUGCAAUUGAGUGGAGACCUCAGCCAGGGCUCUCAAGGCCUGGUCAGCCUGCGCUUCAAAGACUUGGAGGGAGAUUUUACCAAAGAUCAUCCCCAUGCAAUGUCCAUCCAACUAGCCCUUCACUCCCUGUUAAUGGAAGACCUACUAGAGCCAAACCCUGAAUCAAAGUACAAACACCUCAUGGUGUCCAGAGGUGCUCCAAAGCCCUCGACCUUCAGUCCUAAGGAAUACUUGUCACAGUCUUGCCCGAUAUCAUCCAAUGUUCUAUGCCUAGAAAUGCCACACUCUCUUCCAGCACAAUUUGAAGAGGCACAGAAUGUCUUCCAGUUCUAUCAGAGGCAUCCCAGUACUCCAUCUGCAUCCAUUCGGAAAAGCAAGAGGGAUGCAGAAUGCCCCAGCACCCCUCCCCCAUCCCCAUCCCGCAAGACUCCAUCUCCGCACCCACGAUCAGACUUUGAUGACUCUUUGGUACAUAUCAGUGUGCUCAUGGUAGAUAGACGGCAUCCUGAGUUUAAGACACGGUAUGGCAGUAUCGGGCGUAGUGUCGAUGUAGACUUCAACUGCCUCGAUAUUCUUAUCACACUGCAAACCUGGGUUAUGAUUCUGGACUUUUUUGGCAUUGGCUCUACUGCUAAUAACCAUGCUGUGAAAGUGCCUACCACUACCACACUACAGCCUACACCUGAACACUCACUACACAACACUACCCUCAAUGAUCUGGGAGAUCUGUAUCUGGAAUUUGAGGAAAAGGUCAAUACUAAGCUAGAUUUAAAGGUUCACUCUUUAACUUUGGUAUUGAGAAAGAAGACCAGUGAGCUCGCUAAAGCUAGUGUCUCUAAAUUGUUUACACAUAUGGAAAUGAUUGGUGGAGAUUUGGCAUUGCAAGGGAGUCUGGGAAGUUUGUCACUGAGUGAUUUGACACCUCAAGGUGAUCUAUACAGGGAACGUUUCACAACACAUGGUGGAGAGGCUCUUGUCUACGACAUACACAAGUAUGGAGAGUCUGACCCCUACCUGAUGCGGGAAUAUGAUAUGAAGGUGUCUGUUAAGAUGGCCUCAGUACAAUAUGUCCAUACCCAGCGCUUCCAGACCGAGGUGGUGGCCUUCAUCCAACACUUCACGCAGCUACAGGAUGUCCUAGGCAGACAGAGAGCAGCCAUUGAGGGUCAGGCUGUGAGUGAGCACCCACAGCGAGCUGCUCGAGUGCUGCUGGACAUCGAAGCAGGUGCUCCUGUCCUCUUGAUCCCAGAGAGCUCCCGCUCCAAACGCCUCAUAGUGGCCAAUCUGGGUCAACUCCGAGUGUGUAACAGCUUCCUGCCCGCUGGCACUCAUGGCACAUUCUCUCUCAGAGACAAGGAUCAAGUAAAGGAUGCCCAAUCUGCCUCUGAAGCUGGCAAGACUAGUGAGAAAAAGUCUGCUGAAAAGACCAAUGCUUCAAGCUCCAGCACAAGCUCAGGAUUUAUCCUGGGCAGACCCCAGCCUAGCCUAGGAAGCAUUCCUGAAGCAGAUGUGCUAUCAAGUCCAGAAGAUCAUGUGUGUCUGCUGGACUGCAUUGCACUGGACCUGCAGGAGAUGGACAUAUUUGCAGCAGAGCGGUUGCCCUGUGAGCCAUGGGACAGUGUCGGGAAGCAUCUGGAUACAGAUUUGGUUUUCCCAUCCUACUCGGUGCGAAGGAGUGGAGACAGUCUGCUGAAGGAGCGCUGCCAUCUAAAGCUGAAAGUGGAACGCAACCUUGACAAGGAGUUGAGUCAUGCUGUCCCAGAUAUGUCCAUCCAUGGUAGUCUGUCUUCUGUCCACUGCUCCCUGGACCUGGAGAGGUAUCAGCUGAUCCGUGGUCUCCUGGAACACAACCUGGGAGAGACUGUAGAGGAGUUCCUCAGACCUUACAAUCUCCAGGACCCCAGCAUCUAUACCGUGUUAAGUGGUGAUGUGUACACAUGCCUCUCUCUUCUGGUUGACAUGAAGGACGUCAGUCUAGAGUUACUGGACAACCACAAAUCCACUGGUCAAAACCACUCCUUGGCCAGAUUUGACUUUAUGAAAUCUAAGCUCCUGUUCGAGAGUUUCUCUGAUGGUUCCAAGUCUGUGAACCUGGUUUCUCAUUCACUUCUGGCCCAUGACACUCGAUUCAGUGGCUGCAGUGGUCCCACAGAAGGCAAACACAAUGUGUUUGAUUGCAUUCUGCAACCCUCCAGGACAGGCACCAACCGAGCCUCCCUGCAGCUGGAGCUACAUUACAGAUCUACGCGGGACUCCUCAUGCUUCACUGUGGUUUUAAACAAUCUGCGAGUCUUCCUCAUCUUUGAUUGGCUGCAGCUGGUGAAGGAAUUUCUGCACAUGCCUGUGGAGAAAGUGGCAGCACAGACCCACCAGCGCUGGCCCAGUGGCAGCAGUGACAUUGGCAGCACAGCGGCUGUCAUGCCCAAAACCAUCAAGAGUGGCGUAGUCACUAAGCGAUCCACUGUGCCGGUCACUCAAGAUAGAUACCUGGAGGUCAAGAUCAAUGUGACAGGGACGGAGUUUGUGGUUGUCGAGGAUUCUUCAUGUUUGGAUACCAGUGCUAUCAUCCUGAAAGGCACCACUGUGCUUACAUACAAGCCUCGACUUCAAGACAGGCCUUUUUCUGGCAGCCUAGCUGGCAUUGAGGUGUUCUCUUGUCGGCUGGGCAGCGAGCAGGAAACUGCUUUGUCCAUCAUUGAUCCAGUCAAUGUUCAGAUGGAGCUCUGUGGCAGCCCAACAUACCAGAGCAGCUCAGGACUUCUUGAUGCCUUCAACAUAGAGGACAUUCCACCCCUCCUUGAGAUCCAGUUCCCUGCUCUGGACAUCCGUCUCUCCUACAAUGAUGUGCAGCUUUUCCUGGCAAUAGCUAAGUCCAUCCCCACCACAGGGUCUCCUGGCCCUUCAGACACUGCCACAGAAGCUGAGAGUACAGCAUCCACUGCUAGCACAGACACUCCAUCCAAACCAAAAGACAGCUUCAGACAAAAGACAGAGGCCUUACUGGAAGGUCAGCUUAAGCGGUUACAGGACCUUGGGUUCAGAAAGGAAGACUGCAGGCAGGCCCUCAUUCACUGUAGAGGUCAGUUGGACCAAGCUGCCUCAUGGCUGUUGGAGAAUGCAGAGAGCAUGUCUGGCCAUAGCAGAGCUUACUCAGAUUCAAGCAGCCACUCGGCCCCUCCCCUCUCCGGAGUGGAGGUGAAGGCCGAGAGUGUGUGCAUCUGCUUCAUCGAUGACUGCCUGGACUGUGACGUCCCACUGGCAGAGCUCAUCUUCUCACGUCUUUAUUUUCUCCAGAGAAUUGGAUCAGUGCAAGAAGGCAAAGCUAGUUUCUCUCUGUCUGCAGAUUAUUACAACAGAGAACUUUCAGGCUGGGAGCCAUUCAUCGAGCCCUGGCCGUGUUUCCUGAAUUGGCAGCAGCAGGCGGCAGGCCGGCUCCAUCCUCCACGCCUGAAGAUUGGAGUUCGAGCCAAGCAGAGGCUGGAUGUCAACAUCACCUCUGUCUUACUGGAGCAGUACAGCGCCACCAAGACUUCGUGGUUAGCAGAUUACUGCAAGGAAGACGAGCAGUCGCCACAGUCCUCCUCCGCCCUGCCCUGGAUGGGAUCGUCAGUGGAUCCCCCCUCCUUUGGCCAGAGUCUUCCUCUUGCCUACCUUAGAAUUAGAAGCUCUGCCAGCUUGACUUGUCUUGAGCACCAGAUUCAUACCCGAGCGGAUGUGAAGCUCUCCAAGAGAAGGCAGCCAUUUGUUCCCUAUGCCUUACGCAACCACACUGGCUGUACUAUGUGGUUUGCUACCCUCACUACCACGCCAACCAGAGUGGCACUGUCUCACAGCAGUAGCGCUGACUCCAUAUCUGAUGUGCAUGGGCCUGGGACAGACGAUACACACAAUGUCAGCCAGUGGAGAGAGGUGCUGCCAGGGGAGGAGAUCCCUUUUGAGUUUGAGGCCCGGGAGAAACUAAGACACAGACACACCCAUGAGCUUAAACUGCACCAGCUGCUGGUGCGUGUGGUGGGCUGGGAGCAGGUAAAGCCAGUAUCAGUAGACAAGGUUGGAGUGUUCUUCCGUUAUGCCGCCCCUGAUCGAAACAACCCUUCAAGCACUGUUGGCAGCCCAAUCAGCAGAACCAACAUCAUACACCCUCAUGUAUAUUUCUCAGCUUUGCCGCCUGUCAGAGUUGUUUUCUCCAUUACUAUGGAGGGCAGUGCACGGAAAGUCAUUACAGUGCAGUCUGCUCUCACAGUGAAGAAUCGCCUUGAGGUCCCCAUGGAAGUGCGACUAGAUAGCCCCUCUGCACCAGACAAUCCUGUUGUCCUACCACCAAUCCUGCCUGGAGAGGCCUUGGCCAUCCCUCUCCAUCUGACCUCAUGGAGGCUGCAGGCGAGACCUAAAGGCUUGGGAUUGUUCUUCUGUAAAGUGCCCAUCCAUUGGACCACUGUGGAACGGCCUGGCGAUGUCCGCAGCAGCAAGAGGGAGUGCCAGUCAGCAGACUUUGAUGACCAACACAAACGAGGCUUCAGGUUUUGUGUUGUCAUUAAGAAAGAGAACUACCCCGAACAGCAGCCUGCCAAAACUGUGGCAGGAGGUACAAAACAGAUCUACAGCCAGCCGGGUCACACCAUUUAUCUGCUGCCCACCCUGGUAGUGGCCAACCUUCUGCCCUGUGACCUCAACUACUACAUCAAAGGGACCUCAAUCAAGGGAACCAUGAAACCGGGCAAGGAGGCAGUGCUGCAUGCAGCAGACACAUCGCAAAACAUAGAAUUAGGUGUGUUGCUAGAGAACUUUCCUGAGUGUAAGGAGUUGCUCAUUCCUUCUGGAACACAGAACUAUGUCGUGUCCAUGCGGCUAUAUGAUGUAAACAAACGGCUGCUUUGCCUCACCAUACGGAUUUUUCUCAGAGCCCAAGGAGCUCUUAAAAUACUCAUCUCUGCUCCCUACUGGCUCGUCAACAAGACUGGGCUGCCUCUGAUCUUCCGUCAGGACAAUGGGAAAACAGAUGCCGCAGGGCAGUUCGAAGAGCAUGAGUUAGCCAGGAGUCUGAGCCCUCUGCUCUUUUGCUACACUGACAAAGAGCAGCCCAAUAUGUGCACGAUGAGGAUUGGUAAAGGGAUUCACCCAGAUGGUGUUCCAGGAUGGUGCCAGGGUUUCUCUCUGGACGGUGGUCAUGGUGUGAGAGCAGUCAAAGUAAUCCAGCAUGGCAACAGACCCGGACUCAUCUAUAAUAUAGGAAUAAAUGUGAGAAAAGGGAAGGGGCGUUAUCGUGACACCCACAUUGUGACCUUUGCCCCGCGGUAUCUGCUUGACAAUAGAUCGUCUCACAAGUUAGCCUUCUCUCAGAGUGAAUUUGCCAGAGGAAAGGGCACAGCAAAUCCAGAGGGUUAUAUUUCCCCUCUGCCAGGCUCCAGUGUGGUAUUUCACUGGCCCAGAAAUGACUAUGAUCAGCUUCUCUGUGUCCGUCUCAUGGAUGUACCCAACUGCACCUGGUCUGGAGGUUUUGAGGUCAACAAGCCCAAAUCUUUCCACAUCAACAUGAGGGACACUUUGGGGAACUGCUUCUUCCUGCGUGCUGAGAUUGCUUUGAAAGGGGCAACACAUCAAAUCUCAUUCAGUGACACUGACCAGCUGCCUCCACCCUUUCGCAUAGAUAACAUCUCAGAGGUGCCUAUCCAGUUCUGGCAACAUGGGGUGGCUGAUAUCAGGCUGCACACGGAGGUGAAACCUGGGGCAGUGCUGGACUACGCCUUUGAUGAACCCAUCCUGCCCCCGUACCUCACUCUCACAGUGAAGGGAGCCGGAUCCUCAGAGGUCACCGCUGACAUGAACUUCUUCAGAGAAUACAAUAAGCUCUACUAUGAGAACUUCAUCUACAUUGCUGCAUCCUUCACAUUCUCAGAAGAUGCAGGAAAGAGGCCAGUGGGGAAGAAGCGGGCGGUCAGCUUUUCUGAACUGGUUCUGGAUGUGGACACAAAAACUCAGAGAGUCAUCCUGAAGAAGAAGGAGCCUGGCAAGCGCUCUCAGCUGUGGCGGAUGACAGGAACAGGAAUGCUAUGUCAUGAGGGCUCGUCUCCUCCUCAGAGUAAACCUUCCCAGCCGAGACCCCUCAGUUCAUCUUUAGUGCUUGACAUUGCUGGGCUGGCCGCAGUAACAGACAACAGCUAUGAGCCUCUGAUGUUAAGACGGCCAGACAACCGCCGCAGCACCACACAGACAUGGCACUUCAGCUCUGGCAUGUUGACUUGUGGUUUACCCAGACUAGUCGUUCAGGUGAGGGGUGGAGUAUCUGGCCUGCAUGAUGGUGCAGAGGUGGUACUGGGUCCAGACACUGGUUUUUUGGAGCCGGCACCAGAGCAACAGUUUAUCAACCAGAAAAUGAGACCUGGCUCAGGGGUGCUGUCUGUGCAGGUACUGCCUGAUGGGCCCACACGAGUACUACAGAUCAGUGACUUCAACCAGCGGCGCAUGAAUAGACCCUCUCCCAGCACAGAGGAGGACCAGAAUAAAGAACAUGCUCUGUUGAAAGUUCCUGAUGAAGAGCUGGAGGUGCUGGUUAACCUGGAUGGGGGAGUGGGCCUGUCAUUGGUCAAUAAACUCCCUGAAGAGUUGGUGUUUGCCACCCUGUCUGGCAUUGAUGUGCACUUCACCCGCACUGCUGCCAGCCAGGUGCUGGAACUUACAGUGAAAGACAUUCAGGUGGAUAACCAGCUCCUGGGCACCACUCACACUGUCAUGCUGUGUGUGACUCCAGACUCCACUGAAAGCAAUACUGUGGACUCAGGCCCUGCUCUGCAGGUCAAUGCUGUUAAAGUGCCCAGCACCCUUAUGCUCACAGACCUUUUUAAGCACCUGAUGGUCACAGCUUGCCGCUAUACUGUCAUCAUUGAGGAGAAGCUCUUGUUGAAGCUACUCACAUUCUUUGGCUAUUGGCAGACAGAGGGAGAGGUGGAGAAGCUGGAUGAGAACCUCUAUGAGAAAGCCAGUGAAGAUUCAGGAACAUCAAAACGCUAUUAUUUCGAGAACUUGAAGAUUAGUCUCACUCAGGUCAAGCUGAGUGUCUUCACCUCUCAUAAGUUGCCCCCUGACCUCAAGGCCUUGAAAGGAACCCUGGGGUUCCCACUUAUUCGUUUUGAAGAUGCAGUCAUUAACAUGUACCCCUACACUCGGGUCCACCCCUAUGAGACACAGGAGAUGAUCAUCAAUGACAUCCUUAAGCACUACAGAGAGGAGCUAGUUAGUCAGGCAGCUCAGAUCCUGGGCUCAGUGGACUUCCUGGGCAACCCCAUGGGCCUAUUGAAUGAUGUCACAGAGGGUAUGAAUGAACUCAUCAAGUAUGGCAACGUUGGAGGACUCAUCCGCAGUGUCACACAUGGCGUUUCCAACUCUGCUGCAAAGUUUGCAGGUACCUUAUCUGAUGGACUGGGCAAGACAAUGGACAACCGCCAUCAGACUGAACGAGAGUAUAUUCGCUAUCAUGGAGCCACCAGCGGAGAGCACCUUGUUGCUGGGAUCCAUGGUCUUGCUCAUGGCAUCAUUGGUGGGCUGACCAGUGUCAUCACGUCAACAGUUGAGGGAGUGAAGACUGAGGGAGGUGUCAGUGGAUUUUUCUCUGGUCUGGGCAAGGGAUUGGUUGGCACGGUGACGAAACCUGUGGCAGGAGCUUUAGACUUUGCCUCAGAAACGGCGCAAACUGUGCGAGACAUGGCCAGCCUAAGCAACAGGCUGAGCGUACAGCGGAUUAGAAAGCCACGUUGCUGUAAGGGCCCUCAGGGGCUGCUGCCCAGGUUCUCCUCUCUACAAGCAGACGGACAAGAACAGCUCUUUCACUUAACGGACAGUAUCCACUCUGAGUAUUUCAUUGCAGUGGAGCCUAUAGACACGUAUUGUGUGCUGAUCUCCUCCAAAGUGGUGUAUUUCCUCAAGCCUGGGGAAUAUGUGGAUCGUGAAGCAAUAUUUUUAGAAGUGAAAUAUGAUGAUCUCUAUCAUUGUCUGGUGUCAAAAGACCAUGGGAAAGUGUAUGUACAGCUUACCAAGAAAGCUGAAAGCACUGGUAGCGGAGUGGCAAUUCCAGGUCCAUCACACCAGAAACCUAUGGUCCAUGUGAAUAGUGAGAGCCUUGCCAUCAAGAUUUCACAAGAAAUCAACUACGCCAAGAGCCUUUACUAUGAACAACAGCUGAUGCUGCCUCCCAGCGAAAAUGAGGAUAUCUUAUUAUUAGACUCUUAAACAAACUAACCCACUUGGUGGUCAGCAUUUCUUGGUCAUUUUUCAACAGCUAUUUCCUUUUUUCUAUUUCUGUGGAAGGACAGUAAUAAAUCAGCAGAGUGUGAUCACCCACUUUGGCCAGUCCAUGGGACAUGCUCACAGUAUGUGGUUUGUUCAGUAAUGCAAACUAGACUAGAGGGGCUGCUAUAAACCUUGGAUAGCACAGAUUCAACUUGAAUAUGCAAAUAUUUUAUCAAGUUCCUGGCAAGCCUUAGAUUAAUAAUGUUUUUGUUUUACAAUUGUUAAUAAAAUUACUGGUGUUUGUCGCUUGAUGUACACAGUCUGACACUGUAUAUGUUUGUGUAUAGAUCCUCAAUGUACAUAUACAGGCACAUACUAAUAGGACAUUAUCUGCCAUGUAUAUAAAAUGUAAUUAUAUAGGAUGAAAUGAAUCUUAGAUUGCUGUACAAAACUGCCUUUAAAGGAAAGUUCAUUUCUGAAUAUGAGAGUUUGGUGUGAUUGGCGAUUAUGAAUGAAUUGCACUGAUACAAAUGUAGGGAACUGCAGCUGCUCUCACCAUUCACCGAGGAAUCAACAGUAACACACAAAUACAUACACGCACAUCUAUACAAAAUACAUAGAAAGAGAAUUGUAAAUACUGCAUCACUUCACCUCUUCAAAUGCAGUGCACCCUCUAACACUUGUCAGGCUUUUUUCCCCCCUCUUUGUUUACUGGUAUCUUAUUUUCUUGCCUUUUCUGUAGUCCAUUCAAGGAAAGUAAUGAAAUUAAGAAUUAAAAAAAACGUAUGUGUUGCUUAAUAUCUCUUGUUUGUAACAAACAUAUUAUUUAACAUUUAACAUAUAUUGCAACAAAUAAAAAUUUUGCAAAAAGUUUUGCAGUGUAAAUGCUCUGCCUUUUAUGGAUGCCCUUUUUUGAGCUACACAUUUCAUGUUUUUUCUAAGUUUUCUGUAAUUUAAAUGUGGAUAUGUUAAUACUCAAUCAUACAAACCUAAUUAAGAGACAACUGCACAAACUUUCUGGUUAUGACUGUAGCCCUGCUUCCCUGAAGGGAGGGAACAAGGCAUUGCAUCAGUAGCUGACGCUAUGGGAAAACUCCUACCAAGAGUGAUGAUCUCACUUUAGGCCCUUUAGAAUCACGCCAGUCUAUUGGCAGAUGGAGCUUGACACUUCGCCCCUGAUGCGCACGUCAUCGCAGGCAUGUAAAUGGAGCGCAGCACUAUUUCAUCCAGAUUUUUAGAUUGAAGGAAAAAAAUCUCUUGUUGCCUAAAGGGAUAGUUCACCCAAAAAAUGAAAAUUCUCUCAUCAUUUACUCACCUUCAUGCCAUCCCAGAUGUGUAUGACUUUCUUUCUUCCGCUGAACACAUUUGAAGAAAAAUAUCUCAGCUCAGUAGGUCCUUAAAAUUCAAGUGGCGAUCAGGCCUUUGAAGCUCCAAAAAACACAGACAUAAAUGCCUUCCGUACGACUCCAGUGGUUAAAUUAAUGUCUUCUAAAGCUAAAUGAUCACUUUUGGUGCGAAAAAUAUCAAAUGAUGAGAGAAUUUUCGUUUUUGGGUGAACUAUCCCUUUAACAGUGAGAAAUCAGUAGUGCAGCGAGUGUGCGCUGAGUCUCGUUCCCUCCUUUCAGGGAAGUCUUAUGAGAUGUUUUUUUUAAUUUUUUAUUUACAAUGCAAAACAAACAGUGCAACCAGUGUAGCCCGACUCCUAAAAGAAUGACUCUUAUGGGCCAGUUCUUUUUAAUAUACAGCGCGAAACACACAGCACGACAAGUGUAGCCCAGUUCCUUUAUGAAUGAUUCAUAUGAGCCGGAUUUUCAGAAUCUGCAAUGCAAAACAUACAGCACUAACAGCUGUAUUUUACCUGAUUACCGUAUGAAUGAUUCUUAUGAGCCGGUUCUGUUGAAUCUGCGCCCAGUGUAGUUCAAUCCCUGAACCAGGGUUACAGUCUGGUUCAAUAACCAGAAUGUUCCCUUUCAAGUUGGUCACUUCGGUGCUGCAUCAGUAGCUGACACUAUGGGAAAAUGUGUGUUUCAAUGGAAAGGAGGAGGCAAGAACCGGCUUGAUAACAUAAAUAAUAAUUUAAUGAUAAACUUAACCAAAAAGACAAAUACACACACAGGUGUCGGGCAGCUGCCCCUAACUCUCUCUCACUGUCGCUCUGCCAUCUCCGGUCAGCCUUAUCCCUCUCGGGCUUAAUCAGCCUUAUUAGGGGCCGGGUGUGCAGAAUCACGACCCGGCCCCGCCCUCCACCCUGCCACAGUGUACCAUCGCACCAUAGGCUUGAGAAAAGCUUUUGACCAGCCAGGUCAGAAUUCUUAGCAAGAAUCAUGGAACGACAGGGCCUGAAGAUGCCCAACACAUUUGACUAAAGCCAAGGCAAGUAACAGCAUGGUCUUCAGAGAGAGUAUAUGCAAGGUUACUUCAUCAAGUGGCUCGAAUGGGGAAACAGUAAGCUCGAGCAUUCGCAGUGAGGGCUGCAUAUUAAAUUGAAAUGUGACAAGCAUUUGGUAUGUAGCCAACAUUGUUGACAUUAACACACUGUUAACUAGAGGUGGUUUUACAACCAAUUUCAGGUGAUAGCCCCAUUAUAUCGUAGAUGAUGCUGGGGAUCGCAGCUCUGAAUUGAAAAUUAUUUGUGAGUUUUUUGCAUUCAUUUUCACACAGCGCUGUGCAAUCAGCCCACUGCCUGGAUGCACAGAGAAGCAUUUUAUCGGUCGGGGUGUAGAUGAUUUGCCAUCGAUGCCUCAACCGCAGGGGGGCUGGACAUCCCUAAAUCCUCCAUUUCGUGCAUUCAGCCUAGAGAAACUUUAAACAAGCACUCUAUAACUAUGAGAAAAUUCCUUGUCACAAAAACGCAUGCGACGCGAUGCGACGCAUGCUGGAACAGCUGGAAUUAAUUGUUUGAUUGGGGCAGCACGACAGGGCAGCCGUUUACCGUCAAUGGAGAGCUUGGCAUACGGGGCCCAUCGGCACAUUUCAGUAAGGUCCAGCUCUGCCUGGACAGGAGAGGGGGACUCGUCUAUUGCACCAAGAAGGAGGAUGAGCGGGGAGAGUAGCGUAAUCCUCAUCUUCCUUGCAUCGUUCUCCAAAAGGUGAUCAUUGUCGUCAUCCUCAUCCUACCCUUUUAUGUAUCCUGCCAAAGCACCAGAGUCAAAAAGCGGAUCCAGAUCACCCAAGCUACACUGUUCCUGCGGCUGGGGAGGGGGGCCUUUCUCCACUGGUGACGGAUUAUAACAAGGAUCUCCAUUAUUCGGCGCCAGGACCGACAGCCUCCUUUCAAAAACUCGUUGUACGAACCGGGAACAGUGCGGAAAACACUUGGGAUUAGUGUGUGCAGCCUGCGCAUGUCUGACCCCCAGACAGGCGAUACAUAGCAGGUGUGAAUCCUUGGGUGAGAUCAUAAUUCAGCAAGCGCACAGACUGGAGGGAUCCUUACCCUUCGCUCUGCCACUCAGUGAGCUUGCAGUUGCCAUAACCAAAACCCAAGCUCAGGAACACAGAGCAAGUUCACCACAACGUGCCACUCGAUUCUGUGUUAAUCCCCGGAUCUCUACUUAAUGUGACAAGUCCAGCCAAUCUGCCACACCACCUCAACGAGCAGGAGAGGGUAAGAGUAACUUAAAACUCCACAAAAAAAAAACAUAACCCCACCUUGUCGCACUGAUUUACACCACCCAGUGAAACGACAGACAAAAAAGAAAACAACAGAAAAGUAUAUUCACUUUGACAGUGAAUAAAAUGGCAAAAAUAACAGCUGCGCUCAGCGACGUAUCUGACCGGAUCAUCUAGUGUACUGUUUGUCUUUCUGAUGAUGGCUUUCAAUAAUCUUCAUGGGAAAGAGAACAAGAAUGAAAAAGGGACAUAUAGCAGUGUCUUAUAUGAAGGCGGUGGGGUUCCCUUUUCACUGCUCUUAUUGGAGGUAGUGUCAUUGGUGCUUCCAGGAUCGAGCACGGCUGAUGUAAUUUCCAUAGUGAGAUUCUGAACUACUUAAACAUUGGUGAAUUAAAUCUGACGUUGUACCAGCCAUUAUCUAAUCACAGACAUUUCUAGUCGCUUAGCAUCACAUUUGGUUGCAUAUGCAAGUGGUUUACUUUGCAGAGAGUUGCUGCAUAGUGUAAAAGAUCAAUCUUGGGAUUUAAAAACUGAUAUCAAGAUCAUUCAAAAGUGCCCCCGAUUAUAAGCGUAGCAGUGGGGGAGCGUCAAGCGCCAUCUGCCAAUAGAUUGUUGUGAUUCUAAAGGGCUUCCUGGGAGGAGUUUCCAGUAGUGUCAGCUCCUGAUGCAGCAACAAAGUGACCAACUUGAAAGGGAAUUGAGUUUUCUGCUUACAUUGCCACUUUAGUCUCCUUGGUUCCAGAAGCUAAUUAAUAUGAGAUGAAACUUCUUAUAAAGUUGUUUUCAAAGAGUAACAAAAUAAAGCUUUGUCUAAAAGCUCUU
Messenger RNA from Myxocyprinus asiaticus (Chinese sucker), 18225 nucleotides. RefSeq names its product intermembrane lipid transfer protein VPS13D-like. Gene Ontology annotation, molecular function: protein binding. The transcript is spliced from 70 exons. The record is from RefSeq and is a predicted model, not a curated record. Gene Ontology annotation, biological process: protein targeting to vacuole; protein retention in Golgi apparatus; mitochondrion organization. NCBI's taxonomy places the organism in Eukaryota, Metazoa, Chordata, Actinopteri, Cypriniformes, Catostomidae. Gene Ontology annotation, cellular component: extrinsic component of membrane. The coding region runs from base 610 to 13794 and encodes 4394 amino acids.